UAAACACGGUGUCCCUCCGCGCUGGGCUUGGACAAAGUAGGGCCGAGUCCAAACCGCCGUCCGCGCCACACUUGGGCGAAAGUGAAAGUGGCCGCUCGGACGCACCGCCAGCGUCGCUUCGUCACGUCGUCGACAUUCCCACGCGUGUCGGCAACACUUGAGUGCCACGGAGUUGUGUCGCUGCCAAAGAAUAGGUCAGAAUACACGCCGCUCUCUCUCGUCUACGUUUUUAGACACGGCACCUUCUCGGUGUCUUGCUGGGAGUUUCAUUAAGUCUGCUUUUAGCUGACAUUUUGGAAUAAAUAAGUUAUUAAGACAUUUUUCCGGGGAAAGUCUUGGGACGGCGAGAGGCGUUCUAAGCAAGCGGAGGGAUAUGAGCUAACCGCGGGUUCACAAGCCCCGCCUACUUCCCCGUUCACCUUCCGCCGACCGCGCACGGACGUUUUGAUUGGUCCGGGGGACUCGAAAGGCUCCCAGCCAUUGGUCGAACGCGCUGUCACUCACGCAGCGAUGCCUCUCAGUGCAGCGGAGGCUCCAUUUGCCAUAAGUAAAUAGUUCGCUUUACAUCAACUAACAAGAAUUGGAUCGUUCUCAUCCCGGCGAGCACGGCCGCUACUUGGUGGCCGAGAUUUGGAAGCUUCUGAGCGGACCGCAGCAGAGCUCGCACCCCCCCCCCUUCCAGCGGAUGCGGAUACCCUGAGCGGGAGCUGGCCAGCUGAGGUGAAGGGGAGGGCAGUGGAAUUGAGCGCGGAUGUUUCUGUCCUGGAAGACCAUGAUCUGAGGACCACCUUCGUGCUCAACUCCCGUCAACCCUUUUUUCUUUCCACACACCGCCGGGGCGACAGUCAGCCUCGCCCGCCGUCUCGUGGGGGAAAAAAAAAAAAAAAGCCAGUCCUGACGUGUGCAGAGAGGGCAAGCGGGUGUUUAAAGAAAUAACAGCCUUGUUCGCCUGUGACCCCUGACCUCGCACGCCGCCCCCCCCCCCCAGACCCCCGGCCCUCCCACCGCAGCAGCAGCACCAUGGGGAGGAAAAAGAUUCAGAUUCAGAGGAUCACCGAUGAACGCAACAGACAGGUGACGUUCACCAAGCGGAAGUUUGGCCUGAUGAAGAAGGCGUACGAGCUGAGCGUGCUGUGCGACUGCGAGAUCGCCCUCAUCAUCUUCAACCACUCCAACAAGCUCUUCCAGUACGCCAGCACCGACAUGGACAAGGUCCUCCUCAAGUACACCGAGUACAACGAGCCCCACGAGAGCCGGACCAACGCCGACAUCAUCGAGGCUCUGAACAAGAAAGAGCACCGGGACUCUGAGAGCCCAGACCCCGAGGAGCCCUUCUCCCUCACGCCCCGCACUGAGGAGAAAUACAAAAAAAUUGACGAGGAGUUUGAUAAAAUGAUGCAGAACUAUAGGCUGUCAUCUGCCGUCCCGCAGCCCACCUUCUCCAUGCCCGUCACCGUGCCCGUGUCCAACCAGAGCGCCCUGCAGUUCAGCAACAGCCCGGGCGGCGCUCUGGUCACCACCGCCUCCUACGUCACCUCCGCCCUCACGGACCCCCGCCUCCUGUCGCCGCAGCAACCGACCCUGCAGAGGAACACCGUCUCCCCGGGACUACCACAGCGACCCGCCAGCGCAGGUGCUCUCCUUGGAGGAGAUCUGGGAAACUCCAACGGGGCGUGUCCUAGUCCAGUCCCUAACGGCUACAUCAGCGCCAGGGCGUCGCCGGGCCUUCUGUCCGUCUCCAACGGCAACAGCCUGGUCAAAGUGGUCCCGGCCAAGUCUCCGCCCCUUCCCAAUCCUCAGAUGGUCAACAGCCGCAAGCCGGACCUGAGGGUCAUCACCUCGCAGGGCGGCAAGAGCCUCAUGCAGCUGACAGAAGAAGAGCUGGAGCUGGUGAGCGAGAAUGCUCAGCGGCUCGGCGGCUCGCAGGUUCCACAGCCGCUGAUCACCCCCGUGGUUUCUGUGGCCACUCCCAGCCUCCUGGCGCCUUUCUCCGGCAUGCAGACCCCCUACAACACUGAGUACCAGCUGACGAGUGCAGAUCUCACCGCGCUGCAGACGUUCACGCCACCGGGUCUGGUGCCUGGCAACAUGGCUGCCUGGCAACAGCAACAGCAGCCCGCCGUCACCCAGCAACAGCAGCCGCAGAUCAGCCUGGCGUCGCUCACCAACUUGGUCAUGUGGGGUGCGGACAAGCAGAGUGCGGAGAUGGCAAACUGCAUCUCCAACAUUGCUGCUAACCUCAGGCCGAUGGCUCCCCUCCCCCACGGCGCGGCGCUGACCGUCAACACCAACCCUCACGUCAACAUCAAGUCCGAGCCCGUCUCGCCCAACCGGGACCGCAGCACUCCCGGCGCCACCGCCGGGGCCCAGAUGCACGGGCAGGGCAUGGCCGGGGUGUCCUACGGCCGCUCGCCCGUCGACAGCCUGAGCAGCAACGGCAGCUCGUACGACGGCAGCGACCGCGACGACGGCGCCCUGCGAGGUGGCGGGGGCCCGGACUUCCACCACCAGCCCGGCGCCGCCGGCCUCCUGCAGCCCACCAUGGUCCUGCUCAGGCCCGCCUCCACCGAGUCCCAGGACCAGGACGGCGCCAACGUCAAGAGGAUGAGGCUGGACGCUUGGGUCACAUAAGGGGAUGAACUCCAAGAACUGGUUCACACACACACACACACACACACACACACACACACACACACACACACACACACACACACACACACACACACACUUGUAUUUCUGACCUUCUUGAGACGUGAGAAAAAGCCUCCCUCUUAAGGACCAGCCUUUCUAGAUAUAUAAAGAUGUGUAUUUACAACAUUAAUAAUAUAUACAUACUAUGCAAAUAUAAAAAAAGCUUGUUGUGAAAAAUGAGUUGGAAUUUCACAAGAAAAAGGUCACAAUUUCACAAGAAAAAGGUAGAAUUUUGGCAGUAUUAUAACAAAAGUCAUCAUUUUACUCGACGCAAGUCAAAAUUUAACAAGAAAAACUGAACAUUUGUGCAAUAUUAUGAUAAAAGUUGGAAUUUUACUCAAUAACAGUCGCAAUUUUACAAGAAAAUCUUAAAAUUUGGGCAAUUUUUGUGAAAAGUGUCGUAAUUUUACUCGACAAAAGUCACAAUUUUAUAAGAAAACUUUCAAAUUUUGGCCAUAAUAUAAUAACAAUCGGAAUUUUACAAAGUCAUUACUCAAAAAAUGUCACUAUUUUACAAGAACAACAACAAAAAUUGGCAAUAUUGUGAUAAAAGUCAGAAUUUUAUAUGGCAAAUGUCACCAUUUUGCAUUAAAAAGUAAUAAUUUUACAUUUUAAAAAAAAGUAAUAAUUUUUUGAGAAAAUAUUGCAAUAUUACAGAAAGAAUAUGAGAAAUUGUUCCCAAUUUUAUAAGAAAAAAGUCAACACAUUGUGAGAAAAAGACUGCUUUUAGUUCAAAUGUUUUGUUUGUAAUUGGUUUUUAAUCUUCAUUAUUUACUUCAAGUUAUUACAGUAUGUCUCUAUAUACAUAUUUAUUAAUUUUUAUUAAUUUUGGCCAAAGGGGGCGAAUUUCAACUUCUUACACACACUUGUUAUUACAUAUGUUGGCCAGAGGGGAAGCCCUUCAAAAACAUCUACACACACUUGUUAUUUCAUAUGUUGACAGGUAAUUAUUUUGGGACCACCCUAAUUUUGAUAUAUGUCACCACCAGGGGUGCAAAUGAGACAUUCUCUAUUAGAUGCAAUGGUUUUCAGUAUUGGGACCAUGAUUUCGGUCCUCAUAUGGAAGCUACUUUUCCUUGGUGGUGUCUCAAGAAGGGUAGAAAUACAAGAACACACACACACACACACUCUUGUAUUUCUAGCCUUCUUGAGACGUGAGAAAAAAGCCUCCCUCUUUAGGACCAGCCUUUCUAGAUACAUAAAGAUGUGUAUUUACAACAUUAAUAAUAUAUACAUACUAUGCAAAUAUAAAAAAAGCUUAUUGUGAAAAAUGAGUUGGAAUUUCACAAGAAAAAGGUCACAAUUUCACAAGAAAAACGUAGAAUUUUGGCAGUAUUAUAAUAAAAGUCAUCAUUUUACUCGACGCAAGUCAAGAUUUAACAAGAAAAACUGAACAUUUGUGCGAUAUUAUGAUAAAAGUUGGAAUUUUACUCUAACAGUCGCAAUUUUACAAGAAAAAGCUUAAAAUUUGGGCAAUUUUGUGAAAAGUGUCGUAAUUUUACUCGACAAAAGUCACAAUUUUAUAAGAAAACUUUCAAAUUUUGGCCAUAAUAUAUAUAAAAAUGUCACUAAUUUACCAGAACAACAAAAAAAUUGGCAAUAUUGUGAUAAAAGUCAGAAUUUUAUCAGACAAAUGUCACCAUUUUGCAUUAAAAAGUAAUAAUUUUACAUUUAAAAAAAAAAGUAAUAAUAUUUUGAGAAAAUAUUGCAAUAUUACAGAAAGAAUAUGAGAAAUUGUUCCCAAUUUUAUAAGAAAAAAGUCAACACAAUGUGAGAAAAAGACUGCUUUUAGUUCAAAUGUUUUGUUUGUAAUUGGUUUUUAAUCUUCAUUAUUUACUUCAAGUUAUUACAGUAUGUCUCUAUAUACAUAUUUAUUAAUUUUUGUUAAUUAAUUUUGGCCAAAUGGGGCGAAUUUCAACUUCUUACACACACUUGUUAUUGCAUAUGUUGGCCAGAGGGGGAGCACUUCAAAAAAAUAUACACACACUUGUUAUUUCAUAUGUUGACAGUCAAUUAUUUUCGGACCACCCUAAUUUUGAUAGAUGUCACCACCAGGGGUGCAAAUGAGACAUUCUCUAUUAGAUGCAAUGGUUUUCAGUAUUGGGACCAUGAUUUCGGUCCUCAUAUGGAAGCUACUUUUCCUUGGUGGUGUCUCAAGAAGGGUAGAAAUACAAGAACACACACACACACACACACACACACACACACACACACACACUCUUGUAUUUCUAGCCUUUUUGAGACGUGAGAAAAAAGCCUCCCUCUUUAGGACCAGCCUUUCUAGAUAUAUAAAGAUGUGUAUUUACAACAUUAAUAAUAUAUACAUACUAUGCAAAUAUAAAAAAAGCUUAUUGCGAAAAAUGAGUUGGAAUUUCACAAGAAAAAGGUCACAAUUUCACAAGAAAAACGUAGAAUUUUGGCAGUAUUAUAAUAAAAGUCAUCAUUUUACUCGACGCAAGUCAAGAUUUAACAAGUAAAACUGAACAUUUGUGCGAUAUUAUGAUAAAAGUUGGAAUUUUACUGAUUAAAAGUCACAAUUUUACAAGAAAAAGCUUAAAAUGUUGGCAAUUUUAUGAAAACAGUCGUAAUUUUACUCGACAAAAGUCACAAUUUUUUAAGAAAAGUUUAACAUUUUGGCAAUAUCAUAACAAUAAUCUGAAUUAUAUUUGGCAAAAUGAUGACAAAGGUCAAUAUUCCAAAAAUGCCACUAUUUUACAAGAACACCAAAAAAAUUGGCAAUAAAAUCUAAUCCAUUAUUAUUAUUAUUAUUAUUAUUAUUAUUAUAAUAAAGGUCAGAAUUUUAUUUAAAAAAGUUUAACAUUUUGGCAAUAUCAUAACAAUAAUCUAAAUUAAAUUUGGCAAAAUGAUGACAAAGGUCAAUACUGCAAAAAUGCCACUAUUUUACAAGAACACCAAAAAAUUGGCAAUUAAAUCUAAUUCAUUAUUAUUAUUAUUAUUAUAAAGAUCAGAAUUUAAUAGGAAAAGUUUAACAUUUUGGCAAUAUCAUAACAAUAAUCUGAAUUAUAUUUGGCAAAAUGAUGACCAAGGUCAAUAUUCCAAAAAUGCCACUAUUUUACAAGAACACCAAAAAAUUGGCAAUAAAAUCUAAUCCAUUAUUAUUAGUAGUAUUAUUAUUAUUAUAAAGAUCAGAAUUUAAUAGGAAAAGUUUAACAUUUUGGCAAUAUCAUAACAAUAAUCUAAAUUAAAUUUGGCAAAAUGAUGACCAAGGUCAAUAUUCCAAAAAUGCCACUAUUUUACAAGAACACCAAAAAAUUGGCAAUAAAAUCUAAUCCAUUAUUAUUAUUAUUAUUAUUAUUAUUAUAAUAAAGGUCAGAAUUGUAUUUAAAAAAGUUUAACAUUUUGGCAAUAUCAUAACAAUAAUCUAAAUUAAAUUUGGCAAAAUGAUGACAAAGGUCAAUACUCCAAAAAUGCCACUAUUUUACAAGAACACCAAAAAAAUUGGCAAUAAAAUCUGAUCCAUUAAUAUUAUUAUUAUUAUUAUUAUAAAGGUCAGAAUUUUAUUUAAAAAAGUUUUACAUUUUGGCAAUAUCAUAACAAUAAUCUAAAUUAAAUUUGGCAAAAUGAUGACAAAGGUCAAUACUGCAAAAAUGCCUCUAUUUUACAAGAACAUCAAAAAAUUGGCAAUAAAAUCUAAUCCAUUAUUAUUAUUAUUAUUAUUAUUAUAAUGAUAAAGGUCAGAAUUUUAUUUAAAAAAGUUUAACAUUUUGGCAAUAUCAUAACAAUAAUCUAAAUUAAAUGUAGCAAAAUGAUGACAAAGGUCAAUACUCCAAAAAUGGCACUAUUUUACAAGAACACCAAAAAAAUUGGCAAUAAAAUCUAAUCCAUUAUUAUUAUUAUUAUUAUUAUUAUUAUAAAGAUCAGAAUUUAAUAAGAAAAGUUUAACAUUUUGGCAAUAUUAUAACAAUAAUCUGAAUUAUAUUUGGCAAAAUGAUGACCAAGGUCAAUACUCCAAAAAUGCCACUAUUUUACAAAAACACCAAAAAAUUGGCAAUAAAAUCGAAUCCAUUAUUAUUAUUAUUAUUAUUAUUAUUAUUAUUAUUAUUAUUAAUAUUAUUAUUAUAAAGAUCAGAAUUUUAAAAGAAAAGUUUAUCAUUUUGGCAAUAUCAUAACAAUAAUCUGAAGUAUAUUUGGCAAAAUGAUGACCAAGGUCAAUACUCCAAAAAUGCCUCUAUUUUACAAGAACACCAAAAAAAAUUGGCAAUAAAAUCUAAUCCAUUAUUAUUAUUAUUAUUAUUAUUAUUAUAAAGUUCAGAAUUUUAUAAGACAAAUAUCACCAUUUUCCAUUAAAAAGUAAUCAUUUUACACAAAAAAAGUAAUCAUUUUACGAGGAAAAUAUUUCAUUAUUACAGAAACAUAAAGAAUAUGCCAAAUUGUUCCCAAUUGUAUAAGAAAAAAGUCGACACAUUGUGAGAAAAAGACUGAUUUCAGGCCAAAGGGGGCGAAUUUCAAUUUCUUACACACACUUGUUAUUACAUAUGUUGGCCAGAGGGGGAGCGCUUCAAAAAAAAAUUACACACACUUGUUAUUUCAUAUGUUGACAGUCAAUUAUUUUGGGACCACCCUAAUUUUGAUAGAUAUCACCACCAGGGGUGCAAAUGAGACAUUCUCUAUUAGAUACAAUGGUUUUCAGUAUGAUUUUGGUCCUCAUAUGGAAGCUACUUUUCCUUGUUGAUGUCUCAAGAAGGGUAGAAAUACAAGAACACACACACACACACACGCAUGCGAACAUGUACACUCGCGUUUCCUCACACAGACCUCGACACCAGAACCACAACCAGACCGCGUCUGGGGCGUCAUUCGAGUCUUUUAGCGGCCGCGUAGAACCCUUGACAGGCAGGAAAAACAUUUCCCAGCAUGCUUUGCGUGCACCACUUUGCAUGUCACGGCGAGUCGUCGUCGUCCGCGUCGCUCGCGUCCGUCUCCAAAGUCGAUCCACGUUUCGAAAGACGCGGGAAAAGUCCGCCCGGGUCGGACUGAGGGGUCCCGAUUGGACCUGGCUGGAACGGUUUGUCGCCGCGCGGAAAUCAGGGAUGUGUGUGUGUGUGUGUGUGUGUGUGUGUGUGUGUGUGUGUGUGUGUGUGUGUGUAUGUGUGUGUGUGUGUGGUCCUUCGGUCAGAUUGGAUGUCGAUGAAGUGAAGCGUGUCGGGGCGUGUACAUAAAUAAUAAUGUGGCUUUGCGUGUGUGUUGAAGAGUUUUAUUGAUAAUAAUAAUAAUAAUAAUAUUCAUAAAUGACGUCACAGGGAUUGUACAUAGCAGCUCAGUAUUUGGCAGGAAGCAAGACCAGGCAGAUUCUCAGUGGAACUCUUUUCUUAUCGUUGACUAUUUAUGCGUGUACAGAAAUAGUGUCAUGGGGUGGAGCAGCCACCAGAGGGCGCCGUGGGGGACAGAAAAGGGAAGAGUUUUUCAGUCAUCGAUGAGGAAGUGCACUUUACCUUCACACACACACACACACUGUACACGUCAGUACACUUCAGAUGUUGCACUUAUUCUCCAAACUCCUGAACUUUAAAUCAGGUUUUAAUUUGUAAUAUUUAAAAAAAUAAAAAUAAAAAAAAACAUCAAAUGUAUGUGGCCACACACUCUAAAAACAUCAUUUUCUUGACAAAUUCGCUAAAAAAAAAUGUAUCUGGGAAAAAAAAUAAUUUUAGCAUUUAUUUAUUGUGUUUGGUAGUUGUUGGUUUUUUUCAGCUAACGUUAAUUUAAUGAUGUGUCGAUGUCAGGCUAAAAUGUUGCUCUGCAGUUCAGAGGCAGCGCCACCAGAUGGCAGUGUUGUCUGCUGCUAGUCUUCUUGCUGUAGAAGUUGUGGUCGCAUUCAAUAUGCCUUUAUGCAACCAAACAAAACAUGGAUUUUGCAAUACACACACACACACACACACACACACACACACACACACACACACACACACACAUAUAUAUAUAUAUAUAUAUAUAUAUAUAUAUAUAUAUAUAUAUAUAUAUAUAUAUAUAUAUAAUGUUUGUGUAUAUAUGUACAUACAUACACAUAUAU
This is a messenger RNA of Nerophis lumbriciformis (worm pipefish), 8719 nucleotides long. It is a transcript of the gene mef2d, whose product is annotated as myocyte enhancer factor 2d. Gene Ontology annotation, biological process: positive regulation of transcription by RNA polymerase II; heart development; cell differentiation. The record is from RefSeq and is a predicted model, not a curated record. Gene Ontology annotation, molecular function: histone deacetylase binding; RNA polymerase II cis-regulatory region sequence-specific DNA binding; protein dimerization activity. NCBI's taxonomy places the organism in Eukaryota, Metazoa, Chordata, Actinopteri, Syngnathiformes, Syngnathidae.